AUGAGUUCUAGAAAUAAUACUAUUGGGUUUAUUGGACUUGGUCUAAUGGGUUUCAAAAUGGCUAAUAAUCUAUACUCUAAAUCCAAAUCACCAUUGGUUAUUUACGAUAUAAAUAAAACAUCUCUAGAAAAAUUUACUUCUUUACAUUCAGCAACUCUAACUCAAAAACCAAUUUAUCAUGCUAAAUCUCCCGCCGAUGUUGCAAAAAAAGCUUCAGUUGUUAUUACAAUGUUACCAUCGUCACCUCAUGUAAAAGAAGUUUAUUUAGGACAUGAUGGGUUAGUUGAGGGGUUAGAUGAGCAGAAUUUCUUUAUUGAUUCUAGUACUAUUGAUCAAAGUGUUUCGAAGGAUGUUGCUCAACAAAUUAUUGAUAAAGGAGCGAGACAGAUUGAUGCGCCAGUUUCUGGAGGAGUUGUUGGCGCUGAAGCGGCUACUUUAACAUUCAUG
Messenger RNA from Scutellospora calospora, 447 nucleotides. Lineage: Eukaryota; Fungi; Glomeromycota; Glomeromycetes; Diversisporales; Gigasporaceae. The record is from the annotation of a GenBank genome assembly.